This is a messenger RNA of Cyprinodon variegatus (sheepshead minnow), 666 nucleotides long. Its product is annotated as limulus clotting factor C-like. The annotation marks the transcript as partial. Lineage: Eukaryota; Metazoa; Chordata; Actinopteri; Cyprinodontiformes; Cyprinodontidae. The transcript is spliced from 4 exons. The record is from RefSeq and is a predicted model, not a curated record.
CCGUCGGACACAAGUUGCGUUUUCUCUGUGGUGCUGAUUAUCAACUGGAUGGAUCAAUGGAAAUUGAAUGCUUACAAAAUGGACAAUGGAAUUCCUCCUUUCCAACCUGCUCUGGCAUUCCUUGUAGAGUUCCACAAUUGGGUCCUGGUCUUGGAAUUUCUGGAUUUCCACCCGAAAAUAAUCUGGUGAAAUCUGGAAAUAAAUUACGUUUUUACUGCAGAGAAGAAUAUGACAUAGAGGGCUCUGCUGAAAUUCUGUGUUUAGAAACUGGAGAUUGGGAUGCCCCACUGCCAACCUGCUCAGAGAAAUGCAGAAUACCAAAUCAUUCAGAAACUGUACGCAUCGCUUCAUCUGUGCCAGGCAAUGCUCUAGAGAAAGGAUUUCAGUUGUCAUUCAGUUGUGAACAAAAUGUACACAUCAUGAAAGGAAGUAAAACAAUUACUUGUUUGGGAAAUGGAAAGUGGAGCGACUCACCACCUGAGUGUGAAAGGGCUUUAGGUUGUUCAGCACCACCAUCUCUGCCAAAUGGAGAAACCAGAAGCACAAGAUCAUAUUUUGACCAUGGUGAACAGGUUGAAUACUUUUGCCGGGAUAACUAUAAUUUAGAGGGUGGCUCAUAUAAAAUCUGUGAGAAUGGUGAAUGGAAAGGAGAUAUGCAAUGCAUUA